AUGAAGAACGAUACCUUGUACCAGGUAGACUGGCGAUAUUUAUUCCCCCACAGUCUAAAAGUUGAUUUAAACUUUAUGAACUCCCCUAUAGCACCAACUGUGGCUUUGAAGCCCAGACCAUCAUUAUUGGAAGGUAUUCCAGAUGCAUACUUGGCUCUUUUUGCUCCUGUUGCUGCGUAUUGGUUAUACUCGGCUAUGUUCCAUAUUAUCGACGUAUUCAGAUUGGCUGAAAAAUACAGAAUACAUCCAAGUGAAGAGGUAGCUGGGCGGAAUAAGGCAGGCAGAAUUGAUGUUCUAGUUCAGGUUCUAUUGCAGCAUUUGAUACAGACAUUAAGUGGAUUGGCCUUUCUUUACUUCGAGCCCGAACCAACCACGGGAUUCGAGCAGAAUGUUCUAUGGACUUGGAGAAAGGCUAUGCCAGCAUGGAUGCCUAACUCAGUGGUAUAUGUUAUUUAUCAGUACGGUUUAUCCGGAGUGAAGUUAUUUGUUGCGUUUUUUAUUAUUGAUUCGUGGCAGUACUGGCUACAUUACCUAAUGCACAUGAACAAGACGUUAUAUCGUAAAUUCCACGCACAUCACCAUCGUUUGAAUGUACCGUAUGCGUAUGGAGCACUAUACAAUAGUCCAGGAGAGGGUUUCAUGCUCGAUACGUUAGGAUCGGGGGUUGCUGCUAUUGUAACCGGAUUGUCACACAGGGAGCAACUGGUGCUAUUUACAUUUGCAACAAUGAAGACUGUUGACGAUCACUGUGGCUACGCCUUGCCAUGGGAUCCCUUCCAGUGGAUCUUUCCCAACAAUGCAGUUUAUCAUGAUAUUCAUCAUCAGACUUUUGGAAUCAAGACUAAUUUCUCGCAGCCAUUCUUUACCAUAUGGGACUCUAUCUGUAAUACGAAGUUCCCAGCAUUCAAAGAGUACGAAGAGAAACAGCGGAGAGUCACUAUUGAUAAAUACAAGCAAUUCCUAGCCGAAAGGGCGGAGGAGAGAAAGGCCAAGCUCCAUAUGUUUACAAAGAAAGCACAAUAA
Eremothecium sinecaudum is the source of this 1023-nucleotide messenger RNA. It is a transcript of the gene SUR2, whose product is annotated as sphingosine hydroxylase. Lineage: Eukaryota; Fungi; Ascomycota; Saccharomycetes; Saccharomycetales; Saccharomycetaceae. Gene Ontology annotation, molecular function: iron ion binding; oxidoreductase activity. Bases 1 to 1023 code for a protein of 340 amino acids. The record is from RefSeq and is a predicted model, not a curated record. Gene Ontology annotation, biological process: lipid biosynthetic process. The transcript has a single exon.